This is a messenger RNA of Alternaria alternata, 627 nucleotides long. Its product is annotated as cysteine dioxygenase. Gene Ontology annotation, molecular function: ferrous iron binding; cysteine dioxygenase activity. The record is from RefSeq and is a predicted model, not a curated record. Bases 1 to 627 code for a protein of 208 amino acids. Gene Ontology annotation, biological process: L-cysteine catabolic process. The transcript has 4 exons. NCBI's taxonomy places the organism in Eukaryota, Fungi, Ascomycota, Dothideomycetes, Pleosporales, Pleosporaceae.
AUGAUCAAUCGCAACACUGAGCUUGAUGGUUUCCACUCACUCGUCCAAGCGAUCAACGACGUGCUCGGUCCCAGCAACGGCAUCGACUCUGAAGAUGUAGAUGAGAAUGAGCUUCAAGAACUGAUGAAGGCCUACAUAUCAGAAGAGUCAGAGUGGAAGAAGUACUUCUUCCCGUCAGAGCACCUCCCAUAUACACGGAACGUUGUUGACAAGGGCAACGGAAAGAGCAACCUGCUCAUUCUGGUAUGGGGUCCUGGCAAGAAAAGCCCGAUUCAUGACCAUGCAAAAGCGCACUGCAUCAUGAAAGUCCUCAAGGGAAGCCUCACUGAGACUCGAUUCGCCACUCCCACCGAUGAGGACGUCGAGAACCAACGCCCAAUGACGAAGAUCCAUGAGAUUACUUAUAAGGAGAAUGAGGUCACGUAUAUGGCGGACACCCUUGGCGUGCAUUGCAUCUCGAACCCACACCCUACAGAGUACGCGGUAUCAAUACAUUUGUAUACUCCGCCCAACGCGGAGACAUACGGAUGCAAUGUCUUCGUAGAAGACACUUCUAGUUUUGUCUUCAACUCGCAAUGCAAGUUCUAUUCCGAGUAUGGCGUCAAGGUAAACAAGAGAGAGCAUUAA